Messenger RNA from Dichotomopilus funicola, 870 nucleotides. RefSeq lists its product as uncharacterized. The coding region runs from base 1 to 870 and encodes 289 amino acids. The record is from RefSeq and is a predicted model, not a curated record. Lineage: Eukaryota; Fungi; Ascomycota; Sordariomycetes; Sordariales; Chaetomiaceae. The transcript has 3 exons.
AUGCGCUUCUCCACAACCGCCCUGCUGGCGCUGCCGGUGCUUGCCGCGGCCGCUGAGAGCCCGUUCGAGCAAUACAAGGCCAAGUUCCAGAACUUCAUCAGCAACUUUGGCGCGGCAACACCCAGCGCGGAACGGGAGAACGCGCCAGCGGCCGCGGCGCCCGGUGGUGCGUCCACGGGCCGGGCGAAGUCAAAGAAGGUUGUGGAGCCCAAGAGCAUCGAGACUCUGACGCUCGAGAACUGGAAGGACACGUUGUACAGCCCUGUGCAGACCGACGCGACGGGCCCUGAGGAGUGGCUGGUGCUGUUGACUGGCGGGAACAAGACCUGCUUCGGCCACUGCGCCAAGAUCGAGACAGCCUUCAGCGAGUCCGCGCUCAACUUCGCGGCGCUCCCGCCGUCGCAGCCGUCGCCGCACCUGGCCAAGCUCAACUGCGACGACCAGCCGGUGCUGUGCAACAGCUGGUCCGCCAACACGGGCGCGCUGUGGUUGUUCAGCCUGCCCCCACCGCCGGCCCCGGCCGACAUCGCCACCAAGCGUGUCAACCUUACCACCGUCACGACCCAGGACAUUGUUGACGCAUACACGGCGUCCAACCGCACUGAGGCGGGCUGGCAGACCUUCGCCCCCGAUGGGUACUUCCAUCCCCUUGAGGGCAAGCUGGCUAAGCUGGGUCUUUCUGUCCCGCUGGGUUAUGCCCUCUGGGCGUUGAACGCUAUCCCCUCGUGGGGCAUGAUGCUCAUUGUGUCGUUCCUGAGCCGCACCAUGAUGAACCGUCGCAUGGAUGGUAUGGCCGGUGGCCGGCCCGCUGGCGCUCAGGGUGCUGCUGCCGCGCCCCGCGCUGCUCCUGCCGGAGACGGCCGCUCGUAA